This is a messenger RNA of Hemibagrus wyckioides, 561 nucleotides long. RefSeq names its product polyadenylate-binding protein 1-A-like. Gene Ontology annotation, molecular function: RNA binding. The record is from RefSeq and is a predicted model, not a curated record. Bases 99 to 470 code for a protein of 123 amino acids. NCBI's taxonomy places the organism in Eukaryota, Metazoa, Chordata, Actinopteri, Siluriformes, Bagridae. The transcript is spliced from 3 exons.
GAGCCUCACUUUUACUCUCAUGCUGCUUUGUGAUUUUCUGUUUAUUUGUAGGUUUCUUUUCUUACAGUUUGAGCUUUCUGAUUGGCUUAUUUAAUGCAAUGUAUGUUAACUGGAUCCUCUGUUAUCCCUCUGUUUUGCAGGGAGUUGAACUAUUCGUUAAAGACGUGGACCCCAGGAUCAGUGAACAGCGCCUCUUUAAUGAGUUCCUCCCGUUCGGAGACAUCAUCAGCUUUAAGCUGAUGAUGGAAAACGGGCGCUCAAAAGGAUAUGGCUAUGUGACAUACUCCAAUGAAGCAGAGGCCAAAACAGCCAUAAGCGAGCUAAACGGGAAGAUCCUGGGAACGAAGGUUCUGUUCAUCGCGCUGUCAAAAUCCAAAGAGGAACUGGCCAGGCUGAAAAAUCGAAGAAACUGGACACGCAAGCCGUGUUACAAGAAAGACGCGAAGAGGUUCUGGCCACAGCGUCAUUAAUCUGCUGUACCAAACUGCCAGGAACCCUACAGAGACUCAAUAAAAUUAAAAAUCUUUACAAUAAAUUCAAUUCAAUUCAAUAAAAUGUUCC